AAUAUUGCAGGAACAUUUGGGGACAUCUCCAAUGUCUUUUCAAUUCACUUUUUCAUGCAAAAAGCAAUGAAAAUCAUUUUUAUUCUUCUUCCUGAACAAUUCUACCUCAUCCAGGAAGUUUAAAAAUUCAAAAUUUGCUAAAAUAAUAUUCAAUAUUUGCGGGAAAAGUGAAAAUAGUCGCGGAGAGAGAGCUUUUUGGUCAAGUGUGUGAAGUUGGUGGCGUCACAUUUUGUUGAAAAAUCUUUGGAUGAAUUUAGCAGCACAUCAUUUGAAAAAUCGUUGAAAAAACCAGAGGAAACUGCCACGGAGGAUGAAUGCUCAUGAUGAGGAUCCCUUGGUGGAGGCAGUGGAGGACGUUGAGGAAGAGAUGUAUGAAUGUAGUAGCUGUCAAAUGCACUUCACAUCUGUAAUGGAACACGUCCGGAGGUUCCACAAUGGGCAGAAUGUUGUAAUUGAGAUGGAUGAUGAAGCUGGUGGGGAAACCACCACCAAGAAGGAAGCACCUGAGGAAGAAGCUGAGGUUGAAGUGGAACAACUCGAUGAGGAGGAAAGUACUCAGCAGGAGGAAGCAGAAGCUGCAGAUCCUGAUCCCCCAUCUGUCUACCUCAUAGAAUACUUGUCAGGAAAUACUCCAGCAAAGGAGACCAAGAUUAAAUCAAGCAAAACUGUUGUGCAGCAAAAGCCGGCAAAAUCCCGCAUGACGCUCAAAACACGCGUCGUGAAAACUCCCAAGUUCUGGCAAACUCCUCCGGAUUCAAGGAAGCUCCCCACAUGCGACAAUCCCGAUCCUAUUGCCAAUGAAGACGUCUCCGAGGGUAUAGAAGUGCUGCACAAAUGCAAUGAAUGCAGCACAGUGUUCCCAAAUAACAAAUCCCUUCGACUGCACAUGAAGAUGCACAAACCCAUCCACCAACGUACCAUCGAGGAGGCCAUGCAGAGUGACUUGCGUGGUGUCCGGGAGGCUGAUGCAAAUGAGGAAAAGGCCACAUUUUACUGCAGCACGUGCAAAAAGGAAUACGAUGAAACCUUCAUGGAAGUCCACAUGCGGAUGCACAGCCAAGAGCCCAGCUUCCACUGCGGGAUUUGCAAUAAGAAAUUCGACAAUGAAGAGAGCUUUACGAUGCACUCAAAUGCUCAUCAGGAGCGCACGACGUACGUCAAGGAGAUCCGGAAGAAGGACACUCCGCGGCCGUAUGCGUGCCAGUACUGCCAGAAAACCUUCAUCCGGCCCCAUGAGAAAGUGAAGCACGAGAGGAUUCACACAGGAGAGAAACCUCAUGCGUGUGAGGUGUGCGGGAAGACCUUCAGGGUAGCUUACUGCUUAACACUCCACAUGAGGACACACACCAUGGUUCGGCCGUAUGUUUGCUCCAUUUGUGGACGCAGAUUCAAAGCACAAGCGGUGUACAAUCACCACCUGAAGACGCACAGCGAUGAGCGCAACUACAAAUGCCCGUUUUGUCCGAAAACCUUCAAGACAGCCGUGCAGUUGUCAGGGCACAAGAAUAGCCACACGAAGCCAUUCAGCUGCACUGAAUGCAACCGACCCUUUGCCUCUCUGUACGCCGUCCGGACGCACAUGGAGAUGCAUCGACGCCCCUGCAAUGGGUUGCGGUACAAAUGUGACAUCUGUGGAGCUACAUACGCACGCAAUUCCUCCGUAAAGGAUCACAUCAAGGAGGCGCACAAUAUGGAUCCUCUUGUUGACGAAGGGGAGCUCUUUACGGAAAUUGAUCGCUCAACGGGGGAGCAGGUUGAGCAGGAAGAGGAAGAACCAAAGGCAACAAGAACAAGGAAUGUCGCAAAGACCUCAAAAGAUGAGGUUCAAUUACACGAGGAAACAAUCACAAUGGAUGAUGAUGAAGUCCUUGUUGCUGAGGCUGAAUGGAUAAAUUGAGAAAAAUCAUUGAAAAAAAAUUUUGAAUUUUGUUUAUAUAAUAUUUUCUCUUUUUUUUUCUUUAAUUAAUUCGUAUAAUAAACAAUAUUUUCCCCGCAAAA
Messenger RNA from Lutzomyia longipalpis, 1998 nucleotides. Its product is annotated as zinc finger protein 391-like. The record is from RefSeq and is a predicted model, not a curated record. The transcript is spliced from 2 exons. Gene Ontology annotation, molecular function: RNA polymerase II cis-regulatory region sequence-specific DNA binding; DNA-binding transcription factor activity. NCBI's taxonomy places the organism in Eukaryota, Metazoa, Arthropoda, Insecta, Diptera, Psychodidae. The coding region runs from base 311 to 1897 and encodes 528 amino acids. Gene Ontology annotation, biological process: regulation of transcription by RNA polymerase II.